AAGUCACUUCGCUUCACAUCACAUCAUCACUUCUUGACAAUCCAUCCACCUUCUUCUUCCUUACCUUUACUCUUGCUCUGUUUUAUUCCUUCUUCUCGUGUUGUCCAUCCCUGUUAAUCCUCUAUAUAAUCACAAUGGGUCUCAUCAGAGGAACCCUCAAACUCACUACCUACGGUGGUCUUGCUUCCCUGGGAGCUUUCUUCUGGGCGACGCGCAAAGACAACUUCGUCCCUGUAUUCCCGACCGACCCCAUCUUCCAAAGCGCAUUUUACCGCAAGUUCAAUCCCGAGGAGAACCCCGUGCUUCACGAUCUGUGUAUUCGCCGCGUCCCUCUCUCUGAAAUCAACCCGUCUCUACUGGAGAAGAAGGGCAAGCUCCUCGAGGCCUUUUGCGCCGGUGUCUGGAGUGGCUGGGGCUACGCCUUCCAACGUGCUUACCUAGCUCGCAAAUAUCAAGGCCCCGAAACCUCCUCCCACCUCUGGACACCGAACGAGCUCCGCACCUCAAGCUACGACGUCGGCACUGUGGUCACGGACCACUUCGAGGUUGUCGAGAAGACCCCCGAGCGUAUCCUGAUCCGCUGUGGCGACUCCCCCCGCCGCCAGGGUGUCCGCCAAUCCGAUGGAUUAUUCGAGAUUUCGGCUGUGGUCAAGCCCGACGAAGGGGUUGCUGAGCUGGGAUUGAAAAGCGUUUUUUAUCGCGGUUUAGGCAAGGCGGAUGGCCCGCCUAUGCCACCGCAUAUUGCCUGGUUGCAUCAACAGUACACGAAGCUGUUGUCCGAGACGGCGCUGGCGAAUAUUUACCGUUAGAGACGGGGAUAUGUUCUAUGAUUUUAUCGGGAUUGCGGCUAGAGCGAGCGAGCGAGCAGGGGAUGCAGAUGUAUUUAUGGCUGUAUAUAGGUAUCGGAAAUGGACGGACUAUACUAAUCGAAUCUUGUGCUUUUGUUUAUG
Messenger RNA from Aspergillus ochraceoroseus IBT 24754, 950 nucleotides. RefSeq lists its product as uncharacterized. The record is from RefSeq and is a predicted model, not a curated record. NCBI's taxonomy places the organism in Eukaryota, Fungi, Ascomycota, Eurotiomycetes, Eurotiales, Aspergillaceae. Bases 135 to 809 code for a protein of 224 amino acids. The transcript has 2 exons.